AUGGAAGAGGAAGUCGCAGCUCUCGUCAUCGACAAUGGUUCGGGUAUGUGCAAGGCCGGUUUCGCCGGUGACGAUGCUCCCCGAGCUGUUUUCCCCUCCAUUGUCGGCCGUCCCCGUCACCAUGGUAUCAUGAUCGGUAUGGGCCAGAAGGACUCGUACGUCGGUGAUGAGGCGCAGUCCAAGCGUGGUAUCCUCACCCUCCGAUACCCCAUCGAGCACGGUGUCGUUACCAACUGGGACGACAUGGAGAAGAUCUGGCAUCACACCUUCUACAACGAGCUGCGUGUCGCUCCCGAGGAGCACCCUGUUCUGUUGACCGAGGCCCCCAUCAACCCCAAGUCCAACCGUGAGAAGAUGACCCAGAUUGUCUUCGAGACCUUCAACGCCCCCGCCUUCUACGUCUCCAUCCAGGCCGUCCUGUCCCUGUACGCCUCCGGUCGUACCACCGGUAUCGUCCUGGACUCUGGUGAUGGUGUCACCCACGUUGUCCCCAUCUACGAGGGUUUCGCCCUGCCCCACGCCAUUGCCCGUGUCGACAUGGCUGGUCGUGACUUGACCGACUACCUCAUGAAGAUCCUGGCUGAGCGCGGCUACACCUUCUCCACCACUGCCGAGCGUGAAAUCGUCCGUGACAUCAAGGAGAAGCUCUGCUACGUCGCCCUCGACUUCGAGCAGGAGAUCCAGACCGCCGCUCAGAGCUCCAGCCUUGAGAAGUCGUACGAGCUUCCUGACGGUCAGGUCAUCACCAUCGGCAACGAGCGCUUCCGUGCUCCCGAGGCCCUCUUCCAGCCCUCCGUCCUGGGUCUGGAGAGCGGUGGUAUCCACGUUACCACCUUCAACUCCAUCAUGAAGUGCGAUGUCGAUGUCCGAAAGGACCUGUACGGCAACAUUGUCAUGUCUGGUGGUACUACCAUGUACCCUGGUCUGUCCGACCGUAUGCAGAAGGAGAUCACUGCUCUGGCCCCGUCCUCGAUGAAGGUCAAGAUCAUUGCUCCUCCCGAGCGCAAGUACUCCGUCUGGAUCGGUGGUUCCAUUCUCGCCUCCCUGUCGACCUUCCAGCAGAUGUGGAUCUCGAAGCAGGAGUACGACGAGAGCGGUCCUUCCAUCGUCCACCGCAAGUGCUUCUAA
This is a messenger RNA of Thyridium curvatum, 1128 nucleotides long. Its product is annotated as actin. The record is from RefSeq and is a predicted model, not a curated record. The transcript has 6 exons. The coding region runs from base 1 to 1128 and encodes 375 amino acids. Lineage: Eukaryota; Fungi; Ascomycota; Sordariomycetes; Thyridiales; Thyridiaceae.